AUGGUAGGUAGGACGUUUAUCAAGGUUGUCCAACUGUUCAACCACAUUGGUUCCGUUUUCUCGGUCCUCGAGGAGAACGAUCCCUCGGUGGUGCUGUGCCUUCAAAAGUCCUACUUCUUCCGCCGACGCAACGGAGGCUGGAAUCUGUCUCGCGACCAACGUAGCCAGGACAAGGACAAGGACAAUCACAUCCUCUCACAUUGUCAUCGUCAAGAUCGUGAGCGCGCCGCCCCUGAGUAUCCAUCGCCGAGGCCAGUCAUUCGAAGAGAAGCAGGGGAGAGGGAGGAUCUGGCGAAGAUGCUGUGCUCCAUACCUGCCACCAACGCUCCUAUUUCUGGCCAUUCUUCAGAGAAAAGCCAAGUCCCAAAAUCAAUUCGCUUGGCCGAGGAAGCCGAAACCCCGGUCAAUCCUUGUAGUAGCAAAUACAGCACAUCCAGGCCGUUCCGUUAA
This is a messenger RNA of Sodiomyces alkalinus F11, 450 nucleotides long. RefSeq lists its product as hypothetical. The coding region runs from base 1 to 450 and encodes 149 amino acids. The transcript is spliced from 4 exons. The record is from RefSeq and is a predicted model, not a curated record. Lineage: Eukaryota; Fungi; Ascomycota; Sordariomycetes; Glomerellales; Plectosphaerellaceae.